Messenger RNA from Colletotrichum lupini, 1038 nucleotides. RefSeq lists its product as uncharacterized. The coding region runs from base 1 to 1038 and encodes 345 amino acids. Lineage: Eukaryota; Fungi; Ascomycota; Sordariomycetes; Glomerellales; Glomerellaceae. The record is from RefSeq and is a predicted model, not a curated record. The transcript is spliced from 7 exons.
AUGGCAGGAAAGGGGUCAGUCUUGCAUAUCCGUUCAAAGGUCAGUUGGCGACAGGACUAUGAGGCGAAAUCGGGUACGGAUAGAAAGGCCACGCUACGGAUGCCUUCUCUGGUAGUGCUACGUCUGGGUAUGAGUCUGGGUCUCUUCGCGGCAUCCACUGCCUUGCACCAACAACAAUCAAAUCUGUACGAGGGGUUGGUCACAUUACCAAUGUCUCCUCAACUCAGUUUCUUUCAGCAACAUCGUAUGUGGGUAUCUAUCAACCUUGCCUACCUGAAUUCUAGCGAGCCUUACAACGACGAUUUGACAAGGCGAAACUGUGUAGGUAGCCAAUUCCAUAGACCAACGCAACGUCUCCGGCCGGAGCGGGAUUUGCUUGCGCCUCUCAUUCUUACUUGCAUAUGUCGUCCCAGUAAGACUGGCAACGGCCGCCACGUAGCCGAUACCCAAGGAGGCACAUUAACCCUCAUGGAGGCGGCAAGUGCAAGAACUUCGUCGUCAUUGCCCGCCUCUGAGUUAGACGAGUUUACCUGCAGUUGCGUCAUACCCGACGUCGCGAGCUUACCACAAACAACCUACCGUAUCAUGCUACCCAGGUUCUAUUGGACUCUCACUGCCGAUGUCCAUGGAGUUGACCGGCUACGAGAGUUUGGAUUUCAGACCAUGGGAACCAAUGUUGAACUCGGUCAGCACAGGUACAAUUAUCUGCAAACCACAACCAAAGCCUCGAAAAACACACAGACUUCCAUCAUCGCGGCCUCCCGCCCCUCUCUCGCUCUAACGCCAAAACAAAAGAAUUCCAUCUCCCCCCUCCCCUUUUCAGGCCCUCUCCUCUCCGCCGUGCUCCUUCUUUCCCCCGUCCCCUUCUUGGCCCGAGCGAAGCUAGGACCUGAACAACCAGACAUGAAUGGACGGCAAGGGCCCAUGAGGGUGAACGUUCUCCACUUGGCUUGCUUACCUAAGCAACUCAUUUUGCUAAGCAUCUGCCAUUUGGUGCUGCCCCUUUCCGGAAGCACAGACUCAGCGGGAUUUUGCUAA